UUUUUGAUUAAACUCUUUGGUCUUCUUGUGCCAAAUGAAGUUUUCCCCACUAUAACUUUUUUUGAAACAUUUUUUAAACAAACCCCAUAAUCUUCUUCCAGAUUAAGUUUGUAUCGAGGAGACAGGUCAAAUUUGAGGUUCUUGUAGGAAAGUUUUAGUUCUCAUUUCUCUCUCUCAAAUCCAGAUAUGAUCUGUAUCCAGGAGUGAUUCUUGUAUAAAUCCUCUUUUUGGAUCUUGUGAUGCGCUCUAAUUGCUUCGGAAUUCUUGAUAUGUGCAAAAGAAAUGAUCGUCUUGGUCAGAAAGAAGCUGAAGAGAUUUGCACCAACAAUGUGAGAGUCUUUUCAUAUAACUCAUUAAGAUCAGCCACAGAUGAUUUCCAUCCAUCUACCAGGAUCGGAGGUGGUGGCUUUGGUGUUGUCCACAAGGGAACAUUGAGAGAUGGGACACAAGUAGCUGUGAAAUCACUUUCAACAGAAUCUAAACAAGGCACACGCGAGUUCUUGACCGAGAUCAACUUAAUAUCCAACAUUCAUCAUCCUAACCUUGUUAACCUCAUUGGCUGCUGCAUCGAAGGGAACAAUCGGAUUCUCGUCUAUGAAUACCUUGAGAACAACAGUCUUGCUAGUGUUUUGCUUGGUUCGAGGAGUAAGUAUGUUCCCCUUGAUUGGUCCAAAAGAGCUGCCAUUUGCGUUGGGACAGCUUCAGGUUUAGCUUUCCUUCACGAAGAAGUCGAACCACAGGUCGUUCACCGCGACAUCAAGGCUAGUAACAUCUUACUAGACAGAAACUUUUGUCCCAAGAUUGGAGAUUUUGGUCUGGCAAAGCUUUUUCCAGACAAUGUCACUCACAUCAGUACAAGAGUAGCUGGAACUGUGGGAUACUUGGCCCCAGAAUACGCACUUCUAGGUCAGUUAACAAAAAAAGCAGACGUUUACAGCUUUGGGAUACUUGUGCUUGAAGUCAUAAGUGGUGGUAGUAGCAGCAGAGCUGCCUUUACAGACGAGUUACUGGUUCUUGUUGAAUGGGUAUGGAAGCUAAGAGAAGAAGGGAGGCUACUAGAGUGUGUGGAUCCAUAUCUAACCAACUAUCCCCAAGACGAAGUGAUACGGUUCAUCAAAGUAGCUCUGUUCUGCACUCAAGCCGCAGCACAGAAGAGACCAAACAUGAAGCAAGUGGUGGAGAUGCUUAGCAGGAAAGAGAUUCACAUCAACGAGGCCGCCUUAACGGAGCCUGGUGUCUACAGAGGUGUAAACAGAGGAGGCAACCACCGCGGCCUCGGUCUAAGAGGCAGCAGCUCACAGGAGAGCUCAUCAACACAAGGUUACAAAGGGAAAUGCUCAGCUGUUCCUCAAGGGUCUUCCUCGGCCUCUGUUAUUUCUUUUCAGAGCGUUACAGAAAUGGCUCCUAGAUGACGAGUCUUUGUUUUGAUAGAGCAGAUAUGUAUUCUUGGGGAUAUUAAUUAGUUUUGGUGUAUUGAUAUCUAUAUAGUACAUAUAGUCAUAUAGAUUUAGUGGAUCAAUUGCCAAGAGAGAAAUAUUAUUAGUUCAAUAAGACGUAUUCUGUUGUGGGAUUCAUAGCAUUUUUGUCUUUGUAAAGUUCUGUUUCUAAUGGAUAGUUAUUGUAACCAAAU
This is a messenger RNA of Eruca vesicaria subsp. sativa (arugula), 1630 nucleotides long. The record is from the annotation of a GenBank genome assembly. Lineage: Eukaryota; Viridiplantae; Streptophyta; Magnoliopsida; Brassicales; Brassicaceae.